UGUUCUCGUCAGUGGGAGAGAGAGAAGGAACAUUCUAGAGCGCAAAACCCAACAACCGUCUUCAUGGAAAGUUCGCGAUACUCCGCCGCGAAACUAAAAAAGCAAAACGACGCCGUUUGUUCCCAAGUCACGCGCUUCAUUCAAAAAAAGAAAACAUAAUGCAGAGAGAGGUAGAAGAAUCCAGAACCCGUUGUUUGUCUCCCAUUCCCGUUCCUAUAUAAAGCUCCUUCUUUCACAACCUUCACCAACUUCAACUCUCUACAAUUCGCUCUGUGCAGUUUCCUCGCUCUCUUUUCUGCAAUUUUCUUUUUUGUUCGUUCUCUGCGGUUAUCUUUUUGAGCUUCAAUGGCGGACGCUGAAACCUUCGCUUUCCAGGCUGAGAUCAACCAGCUUCUCAGCCUCAUCAUCAACACCUUCUACAGCAACAAGGAGAUUUUCUUGCGUGAACUCAUCAGCAACGCUUCUGAUGCUUUGGAUAAGAUUCGAUUUGAGAGUUUAACCGACAAGAGCAAGCUCGAUGCUCAGCCAGAGCUCUUCAUUCGUCUUGUGCCCGACAAGGCCAACAAGACUCUUUCCAUUAUUGACAGCGGCAUUGGAAUGACCAAAGCAGAUUUGGUGAACAACUUGGGUACCAUUGCGAGGUCCGGGACCAAGGAGUUCAUGGAGGCAUUGCAGGCUGGUGCUGAUGUAAGCAUGAUUGGGCAGUUCGGUGUGGGGUUCUACUCUGCUUACCUCGUUGCAGAGAAGGUCAUUGUUACCACCAAGCACAAUGAUGAUGAACAGUACAUUUGGGAGUCUCAGGCCGGUGGCUCUUUCACUGUUACUAGGGACACCGAUGGCGAGCAACUUGGAAGGGGAACCAAGAUGACCCUCUUCCUCAAGGAAGAUCAGUUGGAGUACUUGGAGGAGAGAAGGAUCAAAGAUCUGGUGAAGAAACACUCUGAAUUCAUUAGCUAUCCUAUUUACCUAUGGACUGAGAAGACCACCGAGAAAGAAAUCAGCGAUGAUGAAGAUGAUGAGCCAAAGAAGGAGGAAGAAGGGGACGUUGAGGAUGUUGACGAAGACAAGGAGAAGGAUUCCAAGAAGAAGAAGAAGAUCAAGGAGGUUUCUCAUGAGUGGCAACUCAUCAACAAGCAGAAACCAAUUUGGCUGCGAAAGCCAGAAGAGAUCACCAAGGAUGAAUACGCUUCUUUCUACAAGAGCCUCACCAAUGACUGGGAAGAACACUUGGCUGUGAAACAUUUCUCUGUUGAGGGCCAGCUUGAGUUCAAGGCCAUUCUCUUUGUGCCAAAGAGGGCACCCUUUGAUUUGUUUGACACCAGGAAGAAGAUGAACAACAUCAAACUUUAUGUCAGGAGGGUGUUCAUCAUGGACAACUGUGAGGAGCUCAUUCCCGAGUACCUCGGAUUUGUGAAGGGUGUUGUCGACUCCGAUGACUUGCCCCUCAACAUUUCUCGUGAGCUGCUGCAGCAGAACAAGAUCCUGAAGGUGAUCAGGAAGAAUCUUGUGAAGAAGUGCAUUGAGAUGUUCAAUGAAAUUGCGGAGAACAAGGAAGACUACAACAAGUUCUAUGAUGCUUUUUCGAAGAAUUUGAAGUUGGGUAUCCACGAGGAUAGCCAGAACAGGUCCAAGUUGGCUGAUUUGCUCAGAUACCACUCAACAAAGAGUGGAGACGAAUUGACAAGCUUGAAGGACUAUGUUACACGAAUGAAGGAGGGCCAGAAGGACAUUUACUACAUUACAGGAGAGAGCAAGAAGGCAGUGGAGAACUCUCCUUUCUUGGAGAGACUCAAGAAGAAGGGCUAUGAAGUUCUCUUCAUGGUGGAUGCAAUUGAUGAGUAUGCAGUUGGGCAACUCAAGGAAUACGAUGGCAAGAAAUUGGUUUCAGCCACAAAGGAAGGGUUGAAGCUGGAUGAUGAGACUGAGGAGGAGAAAAAGAAGAAAGAGGAUAAGAAGAAGUCAUUUGAUGAGCUCUGCAAGGUCAUCAAGGAAAUUCUGGGAGACAAAGUGGAGAAGGUUGUUGUCUCUGACAGAAUUGUUGACUCUCCUUGCUGUUUGGUGACUGGUGAAUACGGAUGGAGUGCAAACAUGGAGAGGAUCAUGAAGGCUCAGGCUCUAAGAGACAGCAGCAUGAGUGGCUACAUGUCUAGCAAGAAGACAAUGGAGAUCAACCCUGACAAUGGUAUCAUGGAGGAGUUGAGGAAGAGGGCUGAAGCUGACAAGAAUGAUAAGUCUGUGAAGGACCUUGUGUUGCUUCUCUUUGAGACUGCCCUUUUGACUUCAGGUUUCAGCCUUGAUGAUCCCAACACAUUUGCUUCCAGGAUUCACAGGAUGUUGAAGUUGGGUCUUAGCAUUGAUGAAGAUGACAAUGGUGGAGACGAUGUUGAUAUGCCCCCAUUGGAAGAGGAUGGUGCUGAGGAGAGCAAGAUGGAGGAAGUGGACUAAAUGCCAAAGGUCGUGUUAAAUGAAUUGUGGUUCGUGUCUGUUAAAUGGUGGUGGAUGCAGAAGUCUUUUAGUUUUAUCUUUCUUUUUGUUUUGUUUUUUGAGAUAUAUAGGGUUUUUACUUUUUUAGCUUUGGUGAUGUGAAAAAUGUGUCUGUCAGUCUGUGUGUUGCAUCUACCUACUGUCAGUAAUUGUUCUGGAUAUACAUCAAUGAAGGAGAACAAGUAUUACUUCCUCUGA
This is a messenger RNA of Glycine soja, 2682 nucleotides long. RefSeq names its product heat shock protein 83-like. NCBI's taxonomy places the organism in Eukaryota, Viridiplantae, Streptophyta, Magnoliopsida, Fabales, Fabaceae. The record is from RefSeq and is a predicted model, not a curated record. Gene Ontology annotation, biological process: protein stabilization; protein folding; cellular response to heat. The transcript has 4 exons. Gene Ontology annotation, molecular function: ATP binding; ATP hydrolysis activity; ATP-dependent protein folding chaperone. Gene Ontology annotation, cellular component: protein-containing complex; cytosol; perinuclear region of cytoplasm. The coding region runs from base 346 to 2445 and encodes 699 amino acids.